Messenger RNA from Scomber scombrus (Atlantic mackerel), 2904 nucleotides. RefSeq names its product solute carrier family 35 member A3a (gene slc35a3a). Gene Ontology annotation, cellular component: Golgi membrane. NCBI's taxonomy places the organism in Eukaryota, Metazoa, Chordata, Actinopteri, Scombriformes, Scombridae. The coding region runs from base 388 to 1374 and encodes 328 amino acids. The record is from RefSeq and is a predicted model, not a curated record. The transcript is spliced from 8 exons. Gene Ontology annotation, biological process: pyrimidine nucleotide-sugar transmembrane transport. Gene Ontology annotation, molecular function: UDP-galactose transmembrane transporter activity.
CAGGAUGUUACAUGUAUGAGCUUUGGCUUUUUUGCAGCGUUUCUCGGUAUACUUCACUGUUUCUUGGGACUUUAGUGAACCCGCAGUUACAGUGGAUCAUGCCUCAGUGGUUGUGGAGACCCUGACUGGACAAUGCGAUGUCUGCGGCGGGCAGUAGAAUCCAGAGCGGGUCAAUGGACGCCAGGACCUGAAGAGCUGCUGUUUUGACAGCUGGGUUGAUCCUCCAGUACCUGCCCUGUCUGACAGAGCUGCUCAGGACAGACACCAACCGAGGCUGAAAGCACACAGGAGGAUUUAUUGUAUGUAGAGAAGCUUUUCUGCGUCUGUGAAGCAGCUUUUAUAGCGUCACUGAAGGAAAGGAGGAAAGCCUCCAACCGGCCAGUGCUCAUGGCUUCAUCCCGGCUGAAGUAUCUCUCUCUGGGCGUGCUGGUGUUCCAGACCACCUCCCUGGUGCUCACCAUGCGGUACUCCCGCACUCUGCAGGCCGAGGGCCCGCGGUACCUGGCCUCCUCUGCUGUGGUCGUGGCCGAGGUCAUGAAGAUCAUCACCUGUGUGCUGCUUGUCUUCAAAGAGCACAGUUAUAGCAUGCGAGCUCUGAACAGUGUCCUUCGUCAGGAAAUUGCUCACAAACCCAUAGAAACACUGAAGCUGGCGAUCCCUUCAGGGAUCUACACACUGCAGAACAACCUGUUGUACCUCGCCCUGUCCAACCUGGACGCAGCCACCUACCAGGUGACGUACCAGUUGAAGAUCCUGACCACGGCUCUGUUCUCAGUGUCCAUGCUGGGCCGCAGGCUGGGCGUCUACCAGUGGCUCUCGUUGCUGAUUCUCAUGGCUGGAGUUGCUCUUGUGCAGUGGCCCUCUGAGACCCCCGAGACUCAGGAGAAGGAGGCUCUGUCCACAGGCUCCCAGUUUGUCGGCGUGACGGCGGUUCUGGUGGCGUGCUGCUCCAGUGGGUUCGCUGGCGUCUACUUUGAGAAGAUCCUGAAGGAGAGCAAACAGAGUGUCUGGGUCCGCAACAUCCAGCUAGGGAUGUUUGGCCUAGUGUUUGGUCUGUUUGGGAUGCUGGCCUUUGAUGGGGAAAGGGUGACGGAGUCAGGGAUGUUCCAGGGAUACAACACUGUCACCUGGACAGUGGUAGCGCUACAGGCGCUGGGUGGUCUGGUCAUAGCAGCGGUCAUCAAGUAUGCAGACAACAUCCUCAAGGGCUUUGCUACAUCGCUCUCCAUCAUCCUGUCAACUCUAAUAUCGUACUUCUGGCUGCAGGACUUCGACCCCACCGGCGUGUUCUUCUUGGGGGCCAUUUUGGUCAUCGUGGCCACUUUCCUGUAUGGCUACGAAGGCAAGCCAUCCCCCAACCCCAGCAGGGCGUAGGACACUCACGGCUGACACUACAGCAGCAGUAGGCGGUCCUGUUGAAGCGUCAAGACAUUGAGGGGAAAGGAGGACAGAGGACUGGAGAAAAAGAGGGGGAAAGGUCUUUAUCAUAUAUUGUGUUCGCAGAGGAGAAGAGGAGGAAAGACAGUCAGUGUCAGGAUAGGAAACGGGAAAGAGGAAGUUUAAACAAAAAAGCAAGCACAAUGCUGUGAUGGUCUCACCAAAAGUGCCUCAGGAGGAAAGAAGGGGUAACCAAUGAAAAAAGAAAACUGUGGCAAAUUGCAUGUUUUCUUUUUUCCUUUAACUACCAUUGUAGAGAUAAUCCUGGCUGCCACACCUCCAGAGCUGGAGCGAUAUUCUCAACAGGGCCGACUGGUUGUGUUCAUUAAGCUGUUGGACUGCCUGUCACCUUUACUGCCACAUCAAUCACUAAUAAACAGUAAAGGAUUAAAGAGGCAGACAGAAAGGAAUUUCAAUGUCACAUCUUUAGAUGUAGUGUAACUCCAGCCCAAACUGUUGGCUUGUUCACCUCAGAGUUGCAGUAUUUAAGGCUUUGACAGCCUUAGGUCGUCCCACUGUUACCAAUAAAAGCAGAUGUAGGAUUGUUUUUGCCCUGAAAUGGACCUCCUAGACACUGCUACAAGCUCUAGCAGUUGAAUACUUUAGGUUGCAGAUGGUCACGGUUAGCAUUGGAGCAACCAUUGGGUGUCUAAUCCUAGCAAAGGAGGCAGUAUAAGAACAGCCUGGGAGGCAAAACUCAGGGCAAAAACAUUUCUAUUGAUACAAGUCUUUGAACAGUAGUAGUUGCAGUGACCAUAACUAGUAUUAUUUUCUAUGUUAUGGCUCUCAUGUUGCAUUUUGCUCAGCUAUUUUUGGAAACAUUUUUUGUUGCCAGGCAACAUAUAGUCAGCGGGGAGUCUUUGAUAGAAUAUACAGUGUGUCUCAGUGUCAGAAACGGUUUCACUCUAUAAUUGUGUGCCUGGUGGAGUCAGGGAUCUGGAUGUAAGAAUAAAAUAUUACCUGACACCUCAGAAACACUGUUUGAGGUCCCAACAGCAGUGAUUAUUUGAUGAUAAUUGAUUUUUAAAUUCAAAAGGACAGUUUGAUUAUGUCUGAAGAUGAUUUUGUACAACUUGAAAAUUAUGUUAACCAUGGGUGUAAAUAAUAGCACCAUUUAAAUUGUGAUCUAUAAAUCCAAAUGAGGUUUUUCUGUUUAAUUUAUUCAUUCAUUAAUUAGCUGUUUCAUUAUAUAACGAAGCCACUGAUGAUCAACACUCGGCUCUUUAUGUCCUGUGCUUGUGUAACUUAUAUACUGUUGAUUUUGUGGCAAACCCAUUAAAAAUGUUACUGAAUGUGGCCCUGCUGAGGCUGACCUCACUGACACUCUUAGAGAAAUUAUCUCGGACUGCAUACAACUGGUGUUAUUUUUCUGAAACUACUUUUUUUUUUUCGUUGGGAUAAAGCGGGUAUAAUUAAUAACUUUAUUAUUUUAAUUACCAAUAUGUUGAUCUUUUAUAAAAGAAAAAU